UCUCUCUGUAAUCAACAUAAGGGCCUCGAAUUGAGAUUGUUGCUCUCCUGAAACUCCAUAUUUGGGCCCUCAUCUACGUUCCAUUCCGAAACAUCACGCCUCCACCUCGAAGCUCGCCUCCUGCCCCACUUCCUACCUCCAAUACCCCCAAAGAUCUCACAAAAUGCCCGAAACAAUCCGUGCGGUAGACAUCAAAGGCGGCACCGGCCCUGCCGACUCGCUCUUCAUAACCUCGAUCCCUAAACCUGUCCCAGCUGCCGCGCAAGCCCUCGUCAAGAUCAAGGCCUUCGGACUCAAUCGCAUGGACCUCUUCCAGCGAGAGGGCCACUACCCACUUCCGCCGCAAGCGGGCAAGAUCCUGGGCGUGGAGUUCUCAGGCAUAAUCGAGGGCGUUGGGGAGGACCCAGAGAAAGGGUUCAAGGUAGGCGACGAGGUGUUUGGGCUGGCAUAUGGCGGCGCGUACGCAGAGUACAUUGCCGUGUCAACGCACAUGCUAGUGCACAAGCCGAAAGAGUUGAGUUGGGAGGAGUGUGCGGGCAUUCCAGAGACUUGGAUCACCGCAACCCAAGCCCUCUACCUCAUCGGCUGCUACACGCCCGGCAAGUCGGUCCUCUGGCACGCGGGCGCCUCGUCCGUCUCCAUCGCCGGCAUCCAGCUCUCGCUCGGCGACUCGCCCUCUGCUGUCUUCGCCACGGCGCGCCAGGACUCGAAGUGCGAGUUCAUCACCAACACCCUCGGCGCCACGGCGGCCUUCAACACAUCCACCCAAGACUGGCCCGCCGAGGUGCUCAAAGCCACGAACGGCAAGGGCGUCGACGUCAUCAUCGACUUCGUCGGUGCGAGCUACUUCCAGGGCAACCUGGACGCGAUUGCGCGCGACGGCGUGAUUGUGACGCUGGGGAUGCUGGGCGGCACGGUACUGCCCGCGGGGGUCGACAUCAGCGCGUUUGUAUGGAAGCGGGCCAGGUUUGAGGGGAGCAGUUUAAGGAGCCGGGAUGAGGAGUAUCAGGGGAAGUUGCGGGAUACGCUGGUGGAGCAUGCGCUGCCGCGGUUUGUGGAUGGGCGGUUCAAGGUGUUUGUGGAGAAGGUGUUUCCGUGGGAGGAGGUAGUCGAGGCGCAUAGGCUUAUGGAGGCGAAUAAGACGAUGGGGAAGAUUAUUUGUCGGGUGGAGUAGCGGGGGUUGGAUGGGAUGGGGCAGCGAUAGGAAGGAGGAAGCUGCGAGGUCUUGCGGAUGCGACUGUGGAGUUGGUUGCGGUGUGGUACUGCGUACACUGUGUCUCUAAGUUGGGUAGCUAUAAAAAGUGUUUCGUAUACCAGAUCAAGAAGCCCGGGCCAGAGUGACCAGCUCCAGACAGACUUCUUGGGC
Mytilinidion resinicola is the source of this 1366-nucleotide messenger RNA. Its product is annotated as putative quinone oxidoreductase. The transcript has 3 exons. The record is from RefSeq and is a predicted model, not a curated record. Bases 164 to 1174 code for a protein of 336 amino acids. Lineage: Eukaryota; Fungi; Ascomycota; Dothideomycetes; Mytilinidiales; Mytilinidiaceae. Gene Ontology annotation, molecular function: oxidoreductase activity.